Pseudo-nitzschia multistriata is the source of this 2215-nucleotide messenger RNA. Lineage: Eukaryota; Bacillariophyta; Bacillariophyceae; Bacillariales; Bacillariaceae. The record is from the annotation of a GenBank genome assembly.
CCACAAAAGGGUCGCGCGAAACCAUCGCUGUUUCUUGUCUGUCUGCCCAGAACAUCAUGCAUGGGUGGACGAAGACGGACUUCAGACGGAACAACGAUCAGUUGAUGAUCCGUUGUUGCCACAAGGGCACUGAUGUACCCGUAGUCGUACCUGUUGCCGGUAUAAAUUUUUUCGUCAACAAAAAAAUUGUUGAUCGGCGAAGAUCGGUAUCUUCAGCGAAGACUUUCCGGCCGCAGGCUCUUUGGCAAAAAGACAUCAGUCGGAGACCGCAUCUAAGUAUUGACACGGCAGUGCGAACUACGAGACGAUGGUGAUUCGAGCGUCUUCCGUAGUGCGCCUCUCGAGGCACUGGAGGGCGACGUCCGCGAGGAUUUCUUCGGGGGCUUCCUCGAGGAGGCUUGCGUCUGCCGCUGCUGGCAGCAGCUGCACCGGGGAUUCGUCCACCGUGAACAAUCUCUUGCUGGCCGCGGGUGCGGCAUCGAUUCUCGCUGCCGGCGUUGCACUGGGAUCGGCAAACGCCACUGCCACCAACACCACCGACUGCGAACAAGACUGGGGCAAUCUUCCAGCAUUUGGAAGCAGCUCGGAUUCUAUUCCCGGGAGUGAAUAUUCCGAAAAAGCCAAUGGUAGCAACAACAACACUAUCUUGCUUUCGAAGAUAAAGCGCAAACGCACACAACAGGAGAUCGACGAUCUGGAAAAAGAAAGGCAAAAAUUUGAAGAGCUUCUGGGACAGAACAUUCUCUCUACAUCGGCUGCCUUGCCUGGCGGUUCGGAUUCAAAAAGCACUGAGAGUGUUACCACCAAAAAAAUGUAUUUUUACAGGACGUCUCAGAUCGAAACGGAAAAAAAGAGUAAAUUUAUUCUUUUGGCUGGUCCAAGCUCGGACCAACUGGGCAGCGACAUUGCCCACCUUCUCGGCAAGGAACUCAACAACAUGGAUGUUGGAGCAUUUGCCGAUGGCGAAACGAAAGUGGAACUCGAAGAUUCUGUUCGGGGAAAACACGUCUACCUUGUGUGCUCUACCUCCAGUAACGACGCCGUUAUGGAAUUGACCUUCAUGCUUUCGGCUUUGCGCCGGGCGAGUGCCAAAUCCAUCACGGCAGUCAUUCCAUACUUUGGUUAUUCCCGCCAAGACCAGCAAUUCGGAAGAGAACCAGUAGCGGCUUCCGAUGUAGCUAUUGUAAGUUUCGUUUAGCGAUAUCCAAGAAACACUCGAACGGGAGGAUGGUUUUCACUUUCAGCAUUGUUGACAAUUGGUUGCCGGUUGUACAAAGAACUCAAUUUUUUCUCGCUUUGCCUGACCUUUCUUUGACAAAUCGUUCGAUCGUAUAGAUGUACGAAGAGAUGGGAGUAGAUCACGUCAUGUGCCUGGACCUCCACAAUGAUUCCCUUCGAGGCUUUUUCAGUCCGAAAAUACCAGUCGAGAAUCUGGUUCCGGUUCCUGUCGCAGCAGCAUACUUCAAUGAAGAAUUAGUUGGCGACGGUGAGAAGAUCACCGUUGUUGCAUCGCACGAAGGACAGGUGAGCCGAGCCACUAUCUUUCGAAACGUCCUCCAACGACUGAGCGGUGAAGAUAUCGAACUUGCAUUCAUUACCAAGGCAAGGCAGAGAAGGGGCGAAAAGAAAUACACACCACAGGUGGUUGGGAAUGUGAAGGGUCGCAAAUGCGUCAUUGUUGACGAUUUGGUAAACACUGGAACCACGCUCGAGAGCAACGUCGAAAAACUAGCCGAAAUGGGAGCAAAAUCAAUUCAUGCCUGGGCGACGCACGGGGUGUUUGGUCCAAAAGAAUUGUGUCAGGCAAGGGAAAAGAUUGGAAGCCUGAAAGAUUUGGAAUACCUGCUGAUAUCGAACUCUGUCAAGUACGACGGUGCCCUUCCUGAUAAGAUCCGGCAGCUGAAUGUCGCUCCCCUUCUAGCGGAAGCCAUUGCUCGCUCCUUUCACCACGGAUCGGUUUCAGGUAUUCUCAACCUGAAUGAAACCAUUCAAGAACGGUACGACAGUCGGUAAACUCAGCAGCCGAGUCGAGUGACAACAAAUGAACGAAAUCAUAAGUUAUACGUGCCAGCGAUUGAUCUUUGGUCGUUGUCCUCCUGCUGGUCAACAAUCUUUGGUUUUCAGUUUCAACGAAUUAGUACAUAAUUACAUAACAUCAAUUCUGUUGAGUAAUAUGAUGUUGGAUAUGAAUACCCCCGUGCCUAUCAUACACUUC